CGUCGGUGGACUGUCUGUGUGUGGCACGGCGCUGCUGGACGGACGGAGGGGAAAUGUGAGAGUGGAGUACAGCGGCGCGCUCUGAAACCUUCCAAACCUCUUCAAAAUCGGAAGUACAUUUUGGCACCGUCUUUUUUUCCCCCCCAUCCCCCCGGAUUACGCAGACAUAUUUUCCCCCCUUCUUUCCUGACACCGCUCGUCCGAGCCUCGGAGUGUUUGUGGUGGUUUUUAGUGAGUUAAAUCUUUGUCGCCUUCGCUUCGGACGCGCAGAGCAGGAGACCCAGCCGCUUCCACUCACACGCAGAGAGAGGGAGGGAGCGCGCUGGAGAUGUGGACGGCGACCAGCGGGACGGGUUUCGACGCUUGGACGCCUUAAAGUGCGCGUACGGCGGUGGCCACGGGUUAUUGUUAUUAUUAUUAAUUUUUUUUUACAAGUUUAUCUCCGUUGUUUUGCCGCGGUGGAUGCUUAGUGGACGCUUGAGGACGCGAAAGCAGAAGUGCCUAAAAGGCUACAGGGAGGGAGCGGAGCUCUAACAGCAGGGGUUUUGGUGCCCAGGGCUUUUGUUUUGCCCCCAGCGGCAAGUUUCGGCUCUUGGUGUCCGGCUCAUGUGCUGAUCACGGUGCCUGAGAGCCUCCUCAACGCAGAGACCAGCGAGCCAUCUCCUGCUGAGUGAAGGAUUCAGCUCAAGAUGUAUCCACAAGGCCGGCAUCCGGCGCCCCACCAGCCUGGUCAGCCUGGCUUCAAAUUCACAGUGGCGGAGUCCUGUGACAGGAUCAAAGACGAAUUUCAGUUUCUGCAAGCGCAGUAUCACAGUCUUAAGGUGGAGUACGACAAACUGGCCAACGAGAAGACUGAAAUGCAGCGCCACUAUGUCAUGUACUAUGAGAUGUCCUAUGGGCUGAACAUUGAAAUGCACAAACAGACCGAGAUUGCUAAAAGGCUUAAUGCAAUUCUAGCUCAGAUCAUGCCUUUUCUGUCACAAGAGCACCAACAGCAGGUUGCGCAGGCUGUUGAGCGUGCCAAGCAAGUGACAAUGACAGAGCUGAAUGCCAUCAUCGGGGUACGUGGACUUCCCAAUCUGCCUCUCACCCAGCAGCAGCUCCAGGCCCAACACCUAUCUCACGCAGCUCAUGGCCCUGUGGCUCUGCCCCCACACCCCUCGGGCCUGCAGCCCCCAGGCAUCCCACCAGUUACAGGCUCUGGUUCGGGCCUCCUGGCACUAGGUGCUUUGGGCAGCCAGCCUCACUUGUCUGUGAAAGAUGAGAAGAACCACCACGACCUGGAGCACAGAGAGAGCACGAACAACUCCAUCUCUCCAUCUGAUAGCCUGCGUACCUCCAGUGAGAAGCACCGUGGCUCCUCAGAUUACAGCCUGGACUCAAAGAAGCGCAAAAUGGAAGAGAAGGACAACCUGAGCAGAUAUGACAGCGAUGGAGACAAAAGUGAUGACCUUGUGGUCGACGUUUCUAACGAGGACCCUGCCACACCCCGAGCAAGUCCAGCUCACUCCCCACCAGAGAAUGGCAUAGACAAGCCCCGCCCUCCAAAGAAGGACACGCCCAACAGCCCUGCAUCUGUGGCCUCCUCUGGCAGCACACCUUCCUCCAAAACCAAGGAGCAUGGCCAUAAUGACAAAUCCUCGACGCCUGGUCUCAAGUCCAACACCCCCACUCCACGUAACGAUGCCCCUACCCCUGGCACUAGCAGCACGCCAGGGCUGCGGCCUAUCCUGGGCAAGCCCCCUAUGGAAGCUCUGGCUGCUCCUGCACUGCGCACCCCCCUCUCCUACCCGACGCCUUUUGCCAUGAUGGGCCACCACGAGAUGAACGGCUCACUGACCAGUCCCGGCGUCUAUGCUGGCUUGCACAUCUCACCUCAGAUGACUGCGGCUGCUGCUGCCGCCUAUGGCCGCACGCCCAUUGCCAGCUUUGAGCAUCCUCAUAUGAGAGCCCCAGGUCUCCCUGCUAGCCUCACCUCCAUCUCUGGGGGGAAGCCGGCCUAUUCUUUUCAUGUCAGUGCUGAUGGGCAGAUGCAGCCUGUCCCCUUCCCUCCAGAUGCUCUGAUUGGGCCCGGAAUCCCACGCCAUGCCCGGCAGAUCAACACACUGAGCCAUGGUGAGGUGGUGUGCGCUGUUACCAUCAGCAACCCCACACGACACGUCUACACUGGUGGCAAGGGCUGCGUCAAAAUCUGGGACAUCAGCCAGCCUGGCAGCAAAAGCCCGGUGUCCCAGCUCGACUGCCUAAACAGGGAUAACUACAUUCGUUCCUGCAAACUGUUGCCCGAUGGACGCACUCUGAUCGUGGGCGGUGAGGCCAGCACUCUGACCAUCUGGGACCUGGCCUCACAGACUCCUCGCAUCAAGGCUGAGCUGACCUCUUCAGCCCCAGCCUGCUAUGCUCUGGCCAUAAGCCCUGAUGCCAAGGUCUGCUUCUCCUGCUGCAGUGAUGGCAACAUCGCUGUCUGGGACCUCCACAACCAGACUCUUGUCAGGCAGUUCCAAGGCCAUACAGACGGUGCCAGCUGCAUUGACAUCUCACAUGAUGGUACUAAACUAUGGACAGGAGGCCUGGACAACACUGUGCGUUCGUGGGACCUAAGAGAGGGCCGGCAGUUGCAACAGCAUGACUUCACGUCUCAGAUCUUCUCACUGGGCUACUGCCCAACGGGCGAGUGGCUGGCUGUGGGCAUGGAGAGCAGCAAUGUAGAAGUGCUCCAUCACACCAAGCCUGACAAGUACCAGCUCCACCUGCAUGAGAGCUGUGUGCUCUCCCUCAAGUUCGCCUACUGUGGUAAAUGGUUCGUGAGCACUGGGAAGGACAAUCUGUUGAACGCAUGGAGGACUCCCUACGGCGCCAGCAUAUUCCAGUCAAAGGAAUCAUCCUCAGUCCUGAGCUGCGACAUCUCAGCAGAUGACAAGUACAUCGUCACCGGCUCUGGCGACAAGAAGGCCACAGUGUAUGAAGUGAUCUACUAGAAAGACGAGUAACUGAGUAGAGAAGCUCAUGCCGUGUAGAGUGAGACCGGAGCGUUUGGGGUACUGCACUCCUCCUCACUCCAACGACUCUUCUAGUCAGACAGACAGGAUAGCACCUGUCUGUCUGUCUGUCUGCCUGACUGUCUGUGUCAGUCUCAUCCCCCAUCACCUAAUCAUGGACAGCCUGACUGACAAAAGCCUGGAUUAGUCAUGUAUGGGCUGUAAUGAACUGGACUGGGGUGGACUGGACUGGACAGCCUUCAGCCACUAAUGCUUCUUACAUGCUCAUCUCUCCCUCAACCACCACACCCAGCGAGUCAUAUGGCACUAGAGAAGAGAUUUUUUUUUUUUAAAGUACAGUGCGAAUGUUCCAUACUGCAGCGUGAAGCAGCGCUUCGUUCUGAAACUUUAUCCGUUUGGAGGUUCUGUGAAAAGUGUACAUAAUGGAGUAUUAAAAGGCCUUUUAUAGAUUUAUAUUUUGGUGUCCAGUUACAUUUGUGAUGGUUCUUUCUCUCUCCCCACCCCUUUCCUCUCCUUGAUGCUUUGUUUUCCACCGGGGCUUGGAAAUUAGAUUAGGACUUUUUUUUUUUUUCUAAGGAUAUUCUAUCUUUUUUUUUUUUUUUUUCCUGCAAAGUUCGUAUUCCAGGCUAACCUUUUUAUGGAAAUCUAAUUUACCCCCCUCCCUCUCUCUGAAAACAAUUUUGAGCUAGAUCACAUUUCAGAGAUGUUUUUUUGUAAAAUGUCCUGUGGAUCUUGCCCCUCCUCGCAGUGGAGAGCUCUUGCCUUAGCGGUCCGCUAAAGCACCUGAGGCAACAGCUGUUGCUCAGCAUUAAGAGCAGUUCCUGCAGAAGGUGGGCAGACACUCAAGAUUCCACCUGAUGAGGAGUGACUGUUCUGACUCCCUACAGGCAGCCUUCUAGAAGACAGGCCAGCUUCCUCCAGAAGGAAGAACCCUUUGUUGUGGACAGACAUGGGGAUUAUGGAGUAUGUUUGAUUGUACAGUCUGACCGGACUCUUCCAUAAGAGCCUCUGAGAAGACAGGCCAGCUUCCUACAGAGGAAAAGCCCUGUGAUGUGGACAGGCAUGUGGAAUACAUUUGAUCGCACUGUCUGACUGGAGGACCCUUCCAUGACCUGUGACUUCACUGCAUUACCGUAUGAACAGGACACAGUAUUUUAUCUUGUAGUGGACGGACAUGAUUUGGAUGAAUCGGUUAAUAUUUCCUCAGCCCCCGUGAUGUUCUCUGGGGUUUGUGUGCAUAGUGUCUUGUACGCAAGAAGCAUAGUCCGCUAACAUGCCUACAGCUAAGCCAAACAAAGCGUAAAGGCCAAGACUAACGUGCAGGCAUUUAUGACAUGAUUGGCCAAGUUGUCCUUUGCAUCCCGCUAUUGUCAAACUCCCCUCCCUUUUACAUAGAGUCUGAGGAUACAGUCACGUCUCAACACACACCAAAGUAUGUAGCAAACUGUGUUGUCACUGAAGAUAUGUACAGUUGUUGAUAAUUCAAUAAACUGUUUUUGUAUAAAAAAGAA
Messenger RNA from Pygocentrus nattereri (red-bellied piranha), 4510 nucleotides. RefSeq names its product TLE family member 3, transcriptional corepressor a (gene tle3a). The transcript has 21 exons. Bases 690 to 2978 code for a protein of 762 amino acids. Gene Ontology annotation, biological process: negative regulation of canonical Wnt signaling pathway; regulation of DNA-templated transcription. Gene Ontology annotation, molecular function: transcription corepressor activity; protein binding. NCBI's taxonomy places the organism in Eukaryota, Metazoa, Chordata, Actinopteri, Characiformes, Serrasalmidae. Gene Ontology annotation, cellular component: transcription regulator complex; nucleus. The record is from RefSeq and is a predicted model, not a curated record.